Molecule: messenger RNA, 6940 nt
Organism: Sapajus apella (tufted capuchin)
Lineage: Eukaryota; Metazoa; Chordata; Mammalia; Primates; Cebidae
Gene: GAPVD1
Product: GTPase activating protein and VPS9 domains 1
Exons: 27
Coding region: 165-4709 (1514 amino acids)
Biological process (GO): regulation of GTPase activity; regulation of actin cytoskeleton organization; vesicle-mediated transport
Cellular component (GO): endocytic vesicle; cytoplasm; cytosol
Molecular function (GO): calmodulin binding; guanyl-nucleotide exchange factor activity; actin filament binding
Source: RefSeq, a predicted model, not a curated record
UUGGAAUUACAGGCAUGAGCCACUACGCCUGGCCAAAUAUAACCUAAUUCUUAAUCUGUUCUCCUAUCCAUUUUGAUUUUAGAAAAUAACUUAAGUGACAUAAAUUUUAAAUAUUUGUCUUUUUACUUUUAGUGAUCAGCUUUUGAGCCUUUCCCACAUUGAAGAUGGUGAAGCUAGAUAUUCAUACUCUGGCUCAUCACCUCAAGCAGGAGCGCUUAUAUGUAAACUCAGAGAAACAGCUCAUUCAGAGGCUCAAUGCAGAUGUACUUAAGACAGCUGAAAAGUUGUAUCGUACAGCUUGGAUUGCGAAGCAACAGAGAAUCAAUUUGGAUCGGCUUAUCAUAACCAGUGCUGAAGCUUCCCCUGCUGAAUGUUGCCAACAUGCCAAGAUUUUGGAAGAUACACAAUUUGUUGAUGGGUAUAAACAAUUGGGAUUUCAGGAGACUGCUUAUGGAGAAUUCUUGAGUCGAUUGAGAGAAAAUCCUCGUCUUAUUGCCUCCUCUUUGGUUGCUGGAGAGAAACUUAAUCAGGAGAAUACACAAAGUGUUAUUUACACAGUUUUUACCUCCCUGUACGGCAAUUGCAUCAUGCAAGAAGAUGAAAGCUACCUCCUUCAGGUUUUGCGAUACUUGAUUGAAUUUGAACUUAAAGAAAGUGACAACCCUAGGCGACUUUUGAGGAGAGGAACUUGUGCCUUCAGCAUCUUAUUUAAACUUUUUUCUGAAGGACUGUUUUCUGCCAAACUUUUCCUCACAGCCACUUUACAUGAGCCAAUUAUGCAACUGCUUGUUGAAGAUGAAGAUCACCUGGAAACAGAUCCAAAUAAGCUAAUUGAGAGGUUCUCCCCAUCUCAGCAGGAAAAACUCUUUGGAGAGAAGGGCUCAGAUAGAUUCAGGCAAAAAGUUCAAGAAAUGGUGGAGUCCAAUGAAGCCAAACUAGUGGCUUUGGUGAACAAAUUUAUUGGUUAUCUCAAACAGAACACAUAUUGUUUUCCACAUAGUUUAAGGUGGAUCGUAUCUCAGAUGUACAAAACCCUUUCCUGUGUAGAUAGGUUGGAAGUUGGGGAGGUCAGGGCAAUGUGUACUGAUCUCCUACUGGCCUGCUUCAUUUGUCCUGCAGUUGUCAAUCCAGAACAGUAUGGAAUAAUUUCCGAUGCUCCUAUUAAUGAGGUGGCACGAUUUAAUCUGAUGCAGGUGGGCCGCCUUUUGCAGCAGUUAGCAAUGACUGGCUCUGAAGAGGGAGAUCCCCGAACAAAGAGCAGCCUUGGAAAAUUUGACAAAAGCUGUGUUGCUGCUUUCCUUGAUGUUGUGAUUGGGGGCCGUGCUGUGGAGACCCCUCCAUUGUCUUCUGUUAAUCUUCUGGAAGGAUUGAGCAGAACUGUGGUUUAUAUAACCUACAGUCAGCUUAUUACUCUGGUGAAUUUUAUGAAGAGUGUGAUGUCUGGAGAUCAACUGAGAGAAGAUAGAAUGGCUCUUGACAAUUUAUUGGCAAACCUACCCCCGGCCAAACCAGGAAAAAGCAGCAGUUUAGAAAUGACUCCAUACAAUACACCUCAACUGUCUCCAGCAACCACUCCAGCAAAUAAAAAGAAUCGAUUACCUAUAGGACAACAGUUAGCAGCCAUCACUGCUUGGGAUUCCUCAGCUACCAAUAUUACUGCUCAUAUUACACUAGUAACCCCGUUUGCAACUCGGAGCAGAAGCCGCACCAAUAUGCUAAUGGACCUACAUAUGGACCAUGAAGGAUCAUCUCAAGAAACCAUCCAGGAGGUGCAACCAGAAGAGGUGUUGGUCAUUUCCUUAGGGACAGGUCCUCAGCUUACUCCAGGGAUGAUGUCAGAAAACGAGGUCCUAAACAUGCAGCUUUCAGAUGGAGGACAAGGAGAUGUCCCUGUUGAUGAAAACAAACUCCAUGGUAAACCUGAUAAAACCUUGCGCUUUUCCCUCUGCAGUGAUAAUCUGGAAGGAAUAUCUGAAGGUCCUUCAAAUCGCUCCAAUUCAGUGUCCUCCCUAGACCUAGAAGGAGAGUCUGUGUCAGAACUUGGAGCAGGACCUUCUGGGAGUAAUGGAGUUGAAGCUCUGCAACUGUUAGAACAUGAGCAAGCUACAACACAAGAUAACCUUGAUGAUAAACUAAGGAAGUUUGAGAUUCGUGACAUGAUGGGAUUAACAGAUGAUAGGGACAUAUCAGAAACAGUGAGUGAGACCUGGAGUACAGACGUCUUGGGGAGUGACUUUGACCCUAAUAUUGAUGAAGAUCGCUUGCAAGAAAUUGCAGGUGCAGCAGCAGAGAACAUGUUAGGCAGUUUGCUGUGCCUGCCAGGUUCAGGGUCAGUGCUUCUUGACCCCUGCACUGGUUCUACCAUAUCAGAGACAACAAGUGAAGCUUGGAGUGUGGAGGUAUUGCCAAGUGACUCCGAGGCUCCAGACCUAAAGCAGGAGGAGCGUCUACAAGAACUGGAGAGCUGUUCUGGACUGGGUAGCACAUCUGAUGAUACGGAUGUCAGGGAGGUCAGUUCCCGCCCCAGCACACCAGGCCUCAGUGUUGUGUCCGGCAUAAGCGCAACCUCUGAGGAUAUUCCCAAUAAGAUUGAAGACCUGAGAUCUGAGUGCAGCUCUGAUUUUGGGGGUAAAGAUUCUGUUACUAGUCCAGACAUGGAUGAAAUAACUCACGAUUUUCUUUAUAUACUUCAGCCACAACAACAUUUUCAACACAUUGAAGCAGAAGCAGACAUGAGAAUCCAGCUGUGUUCUAGUGCCCACCAGCUGACCUCUCCUCCUUCUCAGUCAGAGUCUCUGCUGGCCAUGUUUGAUCCACUGUCUUCACAUGAAGGGGCUUCCGCUGUGGUAAGGCCAAAGGUUCACUAUGCUAGGCCUUCGCAUCCACCACCAGAUCCCCCAAUCCUGGAAGGAGCUGUGGGAGGAAAUGAGGCCAGGUUGCCAAACUUUGGUUCCCAUGUUUUAACUCCAGCUGAAAUGGAGGCAUUCAAGCAAAGGCAUUCUUACCCUGAGAGACUAGUUCGAAGCAGGAGCUCUGAUAUUGUAUCUUCUGUCCGGAGACCCAUGAGUGACCCCAGCUGGAACCGGCGUCCAGGAAAUGAAGAGCGGGAACUCCCUCCAGCUGCAGCCAUUGGUGCUACUUCUUUGGUGGCUGCACCUCACUCGUCAUGUUCAUCCCCGAGUAAGGACUCCUCAAGAGGAGAGACUGAAGAACGCAAAGAUAGCGAUGAUGAGAAAUCAGACAGGAACAGACCUUGGUGGAGAAAACGUUUUGUUUCAGCCAUGCCUAAAGCUCCUAUACCAUUUAGAAAGAAAGAAAAACAAGAAAAAGACAAAGAUGAUCUGGGGCCUGACAGAUUCUCAACACUCACAGAUGAUCCUAGCCCUAGACUCAGUGCACAAGCUCAGGUCGCUGAGGAUAUUCUGGACAAAUACAGGAAUGCCAUUAAACGGACCAGCCCCAGUGAUGGAGCAAUGGCAAACUAUGAAAGUACAGAGGUUAUGGGUGAUGGUGAAAGUGCACAUGAUUCUCCCCGUGACGAAGCGCUACAGAACAUCUCAGCUGAUGAUCUUCCAGACUCUGCAAGCCAAGCAGCCCACCCGCAGGAUUCAGCUUUCUCUUAUAGAGAUGCGAAAAAGAAACUGAGGCUUGCUCUUUGCUCUGCGGACUCUGUUGCCUUCCCAGUGCUGACCCAUACAACAAGGAAUGGUUUACCAGACCACACAGACCCAGAAGACAAUGAAAUUGUAUGCUUUUUAAAAGUUCAAAUAGCCGAAGCAAUUAAUUUACAAGAUAAGAACUUAAUGGCUCAACUUCAGGAAACAAUGCGCUGUGUGUGCCGUUUUGAUAAUAGGACUUGUAGGAAACUGCUGGCUUCGAUUGCUGAGGACUACAGGAAACGAGCCCCGUAUAUUGCUUAUCUCACUCGUUGUCGGCAAGGACUACAGACCACACAGGCUCACCUGGAAAGACUGUUGCAAAGGGUUCUGCGGGAUAAAGAAGUGGCCAAUCGAUACUUUACCACUGUCUGUGUGAGAUUACUGCUUGAGAGCAAAGAAAAGAAGAUCAGGGAAUUCAUUCAAGACUUUCAGAAACUCACAGCAGCUGAUGAUAAAACUGCUCAGGUGGAAGAUUUUUUGCAGUUUCUUUAUGGUGCAAUGGCCCAGGAUGUCAUAUGGCAAAACGCGAGUGAAGAACAGCUUCAAGAUGCACAGCUGGCCAUUGAGCGAAGUGUGAUGAACCGGAUUUUCAAACUUGCUUUCUACCCUAAUCAGGAUGGGGACAUACUUCGUGACCAGGUUCUUCAUGAACAUAUCCAGAGAUUGUCUAAAGUAGUGACUGCAAAUCACAGAGCUCUUCAGAUACCAGAGGUUUAUCUUCGAGAAGCACCGUGGCCAUCUGCACAAUCGGAAAUCAGGACAAUAAGUGCUUAUAAAACCCCUCGGGACAAAGUACAGUGCAUCCUGAGAAUGUGCUCUACAAUUAUGAACCUCCUGAGCCUGGCCAAUGAGGACUCUGUCCCUGGAGCGGAUGACUUUGUUCCUGUGUUGGUGUUUGUGUUGAUAAAGGCAAAUCCACCCUGUUUGCUGUCCACUGUGCAGUAUAUCAGUAGCUUUUAUGCUAGCUGUCUGUCUGGAGAGGAGUCCUAUUGGUGGAUGCAGUUCACAGCAGCAGUAGAAUUCAUUAAAACCAUCGAUGACCGAAAGUGACCAAGACCAGGGCUCACCAAGGCAGCAGACUGUUAGUCAGACAAACAGAUCUCUAAGAAAGCGCAUCAGCUGCUUUGAAGGGUGAAGAUUGUUUUGUAUAAUAUUGUACAUCAUCAGGCAUUUUAAAGCAGAUCUUUACUAAACAGGUUAAUGAGCUAACAAGCAGGUUCUCUCGUCUUUGGGCUCUUUCCUUUCUGAGUUGCAUAUUCUAUUUUCUUGUCCCCAAGUAGAGACUAGUACUACAAAAAGGGACCACGUUUUUCAGGUAAUUUCUAAAUAUUAAAAAACAGAAAAAAAAAUCUUAGAAAAUUUCUAGACCCCCAUUCUAGAUCCCCUUUCUUUCCUUUUAUUUUAAAAAAGAACAGUACUCCUCUUUUAAGAUGCUAUCUUAUUAAUAUGCAUCUAAUGGAAAGAAGACAUGAGUUGCACUGAGGAUUAUAAUAGUGGUGCAUUAGUGGCAUUACCUAUAAAUACACUCACCUAAAUUGAAAAGCUAAGAAGGAAAUGUAAAUAUAAUAUAUAUUUAUAUUUGAUGUAAUAUGGACAUCUGCAGAUUCUAAUAAACAAGGACUAUUGCUGAUAGUAGGCCGUGACAUACUGUCUUGUGAAAUGGUUUCCUUGACAAAAUUUAAGCUGAGCUUAAAAGCAAAAAACAAGAAGUACACAGAAAUAUUUAUUAAAGUGUAAUACAGUUUAUCGAACUUUCUAGGUAUGGAGUUUGACGCACAGGGCUGCCUUUAAUGAGUGUGAAAGUCACUAAGUCACGCAGACAUCUCACCUUGGAAGUUUGUGAGCCUGCAUGUAGGGGAUAGACUGAUUACCGUACAUGGUAAAAAGGAACAGUGGAUAGCUAAUACUUAUGGUGGUUCUUCUCCUCUGAAAUAAUAUACUGCAGAAAUCCCAGACAGAGCUCCUUACAACCUUUAAUUGUAAUAUAUUUUUGAUGAUUAUUCACAUUGAAUGCACAGACCAGGAAUUCAGUGAAUGUCAUUUUUUUAAAAAACUAAUUUGUAUUGUCUGCUCUAGUGAUACAAGUUUUACUAGUUAUAAACUAUUUUAAUCAACCAUUCUAUUCUUAUGGAAAAAAAUCUAUUUUGGCAGGUUUCUGUGCCUUUAUUUCCCUCUUCUGAAAAAAAGUCUGUGUUUUCAUAGUUUGAUUUGCAUUGUAUAUCAAUAAUUAAUCAGAAAUGGGUUUUGGUGCCUAAAAAAUUGGCCAAGGAGGCAUACCAAAGGUUCAAGCACAAGUCUUGUACAUGGACCAUCACUGUCUGGUUUCACUUUGUAUGUUUCCUAAACACAUUUAGCUGCUUUUAUAACAAACUCAGCCCCAUACUUGAGUCCCUUGUUGUUUGCAGCACUUCCAGGCAUCUUUUAAGGAAACUGUGACAAACAGCCUCAGGCAGAUGAAUUUGGAGGUUGUCUGCUGUCUGCCUCUGAGAUCUCCAUGUCUGGGGUUGCCUAAAGAAACUAGAUUUUCUUUUUUUUUUGAGACUGAGUCUCGCUCUGUUGCCCAGGCUGGAGUGCAGUGGUGCGAUCUCAGCUCACUGUAACCUCCACCUCCCGGAUUCAAGCAAUUCCCCUGCCUCAGUCUCCUGAGUAGCUGGGACUACAGGUGUGCACCACCAUGCCCAGCUAAUUUUUGUGUUUUUAGUAGAUAUGGGGAUUCACCGUGUUGGCCAGGAUGGUCUCAAUCUUCUGACCUCUCGUGAUCCACCCACCUGGGCCUCCCAAAUUGUGGGGAUUAUAGGUGUGAGCCACCGUGCCUGGCCAGAAACUAGAUUUUCUUCAUGCCUCCACCCCUUCUCAUUAAGUUACUUUAUAAUACCAAAAUAACAAAUUGCAUAGGAGUGUAGGAUGUGGUUUCUGCCUUCUAGGGAGAGAUCAGAAUUAAACUAGUACUAUGAAAUGUUCUUUUGAAUGUUAGGUCAAGAGAUCCUUGUAGUCAUGUACUUCAUGGGCCGUAACUGUCAAACUUGCCUAGUGUCACAAGUUAAAUCUCAUCAUAAAUACAUCAUGAAGGCCAGCUGUGUGGUUUAUUGAGACCUAGAUGGCAGUCCAUUUACUUUAGCAUUUGAUUCAGUAAAUGUUAAGCAGCAGCAGACUUUGAAUGGUUGAAAUUCAUUGUUAACAGGAUUUAACUCAUAAACCGAGAGGUUUUUUUUUCUCCGCAAUGGUUGCUAAGUCUAUUCCAUGUUAACACUGUGGAAAUAAAUAUGAAGAUGUGGACAUUG